Molecule: messenger RNA, 2346 nt
Organism: Manihot esculenta (cassava)
Lineage: Eukaryota; Viridiplantae; Streptophyta; Magnoliopsida; Malpighiales; Euphorbiaceae
Product: phragmoplastin DRP1E
Exons: 15
Coding region: 482-2092 (536 amino acids)
Cellular component (GO): cytoplasm; membrane; microtubule
Molecular function (GO): GTPase activity; GTP binding; microtubule binding
Source: RefSeq, a predicted model, not a curated record
CCUAAAUGACUUUUGCAAAUCAGGAAAGCCUAAACAGAAAACCAAGCUUUCGAAAUUUUUGUAAUAUUCUUUUUGACAAUUUGGGGCGUUCAUUCCAAGUCGAGCUGUUCUUCUUCUUUUCGGCUGCUCUCUCUGCAGUUUUGGUUCUCUAUUUCUAGGGUUUAAGAACUUUUUAAAAAGUCUAUACGAUCUCCGGUUUUGUUUUUUUUGAACAUGACGACCAUGGAGAGCUUGAUAGGCUUGGUUAAUCGGAUUCAGAGAGCUUGUACCGUGCUCGGAGACUAUGGAGGUGGGGAUAAUGCUUUCUCUUCUCUGUGGGAAGCUCUUCCCUCUGUUGCCGUCGUUGGUGGACAGAGUUCGGGAAAAUCUUCUGUCUUAGAGAGCAUAGUAGGUCGAGACUUUCUUCCUAGAGGUUCAGGGAUUGUUACAAGGAGACCUUUGGUCUUGCAGCUUCAUAAGACUGAGGAGGGAUCACAGGAGUAUGCUGAGUUUCUUCAUCUUCCUAAGAGGCGUUUCACUGAUUUUGAAUGUUUAUUUUGCUUAUGCAGCCCUGGUACGCAAGGAGAUUCAGGAUGAAACUGAUAGAAUGACAGGAAAAACAAAACAAAUUUCUCCUGUUCCUAUUCAUCUCAGCAUCUAUUCUCCAAACGUUGUCAACUUAACUCUGAUUGAUUUGCCUGGCUUAACGAAAGUUGCUGUUGAGGGACAGCCUGAGAGUAUUGUUCAAGACAUUGAGACCAUGGUCCGCUCUUAUGUUGAAAAGCCAAAUUGUGUAAUACUUGCUAUAUCUCCAGCAAACCAAGAUAUAGCAACAUCCGAUGCUAUAAAACUUUCCAGGGAAGUAGAUCCCUCAGGUGAACGGACUUUUGGCGUCCUGACAAAGUUGGAUUUGAUGGACAAAGGAACUAAUGCAUUAGAUGUUCUUGAAGGAAGAUCAUACCGGCUGCAGCAUCCUUGGGUUGGGAUUGUUAACCGCUCGCAAGCAGAUAUUAACAAAAAUGUAGAUAUGAUUGUUGCAAGGCGCAAGGAGCGCGAGUAUUUUGCAACCAGUCCUGAUUAUGGGCAUUUAGCCAAUAAAAUGGGUUCAGAAUAUCUUGCAAAACUUCUCUCAAAGCACUUGGAGUCGGUAAUUAGGGCUCGAAUUCCAAGCAUCACAUCCUUGAUAAACAAAAGCAUUGAGGAACUUGAAUCAGAGAUGGACCACCUUGGUAGGCCUGUAGCUGUUGAUGCUGGGGCACAACUGUAUACUAUCUUGGAACUUUGCCGUGCAUUUGAUAGGAUAUUCAAGGAGCACCUGGAUGGAGGUCGACCUGGAGGUGAUCGGAUUUAUGGAGUCUUUGACAAUCAGCUCCCUGCUGCUUUGAGGAAGCUUCCAUUUGAUCGACAUCUUUCUCUGCAAAAUGUGAGGAGAGUAGUUUCAGAGGCAGAUGGUUAUCAACCACACCUGAUUGCCCCAGAGCAAGGUUACAGGCGCCUUAUUGAAGGAGCACUGAAUUAUUUUAGGGGUCCAGCUGAAGCUUCUGUGGAUGCUGUCCACUUUGUCUUAAAAGAGCUUGUAAGAAAAUCAAUAGGAGAAACACAGGAAUUGAAGCGUUUUCCUACCCUGCAAGCUGAAAUAGCUGCUGCAUCAAAUGAGGCCUUGGAGAGGUUCCGCGAGGAUAGUAAGAAGACAGUUAUUCGAUUAGUGGACAUGGAAUCUUCAUAUCUGACCGUGGAGUUCUUUCGAAGGCUUCCCCAGGAAGUGGAGAAAGGUGGAAAUCCAGCAGGAAAUCCAGCUUCCGUAACUGUGGACCGAUAUACAGAGGGACACUUUAGGAGGAUUGGGUCAAACGUAUCCUCUUAUAUUAACAUGGUGUCUGAAACACUCAAGAAUACAAUUCCUAAGGCUGUGGUUUAUUGCCAAGUUAGGGAGGCCAAACAAUCAUUGUUAAAUCACUUCUAUACACAAAUAGGGAGAAAAGAGGCUAAGCAGCUUUCACAAUUGUUGGAUGAAGACCCAGCAUUGAUGGAAAGGAGACAACAGUGUGCGAAAAGGCUUGAAUUAUACAAGUCCGCUAGGGACGAGAUUGAUUCUGUAUCAUGGGCUCGCUAAGUUUCUUUGUAGUUUGUAUUAUUGAUGGUCAGUAAAAAAAAUUGCUAUGCCUCUUGAGGGUUGUUUUUUUCUUUUUUUUUCCUUUUCAUCUCUCUUGCAUUGUUUGUUGCGGGUUGUUUUUGGUGUUUGGAGCUUGCUCAUUACGUUGGAUUUUAUGUAGUUUGAUGUAUGGCUUUUACCCGUGGAAAUCGCGUAGGCUUCCCAUGUAUUAUUAUGAUAUAAUAUAAUAUAUUAAAUCCCUGGAACAUUAUGCA